UGCCUGCAAUAUUUGCAAUCGAUCAGAGUGUAUUCCAGGUGAAAUGAAGAGAUGUCCAGAUUGUGACCGUCUUUGCAGGUCAAGUGAUUGUUUUGAUUUCCAUAAGUCAGUUAGGGGACAACAGAUAUUUUCAUUCUGUGAUCUAAUAUAUCAAUGCAGAAAAUGUUGCCAGGUUAUACAGCGUCGUAAAUGUCCACGGGAAAAUCAUCGCUGUGGUACCACGAUAUGUAAUUCUUGUAAGAAAUAUGUGGUCGCGGGCGAACACCAAUGCUUUUUGGGAAAAACGGAGCCAAAGGACCCCUCAGACCUGCACAUCUUUUUUGACUUUGAGACUGAUCAGACCUCGGGUGAACAUGUGGUAAACCUUGCUGUAGCACAGUAUGCAGACGGCCAAGAACAAGUGUUUAAGGGGUAUACAGCCUGCCAGGACUUUUGUGCUUGGCUUUUUGCUCCUAACCACAAAGGAUUUACGGCUAUCGCUCAUAAUAUGAAGGGGUAAGUUCAUUUACAUGUUUAUAAUGUUAUUUCUGUAUAAGAUUUUUUUGUUUUUUAAUGUUUUCGUUGUUAACAUUUUUAUUUAUUUAUUUAUUUACAGUUUUGAUGGCCAAUUUAUAAUGUCUUGGCUUUUAGAACAAGGCCUAACUCCAGAAGUUAUACCAAAUGGAUCUUUGCUAAUGAGUAUCUAUCAUAAGACCCUCAAUAUCAGAGUGAUUGACUCUCUGAAUUUUUUACCGAUGGCGUUAGCCAAACUUCCACAAUGCUUUGGUCUCACCGAGUUAAAAAAAGGGUUCUUUCCGCACUUAUUUAAUACGCGAGAGAAUCAAACAUAUGUUGGACCUCUUCCAAAAGUCGAUUAUUACAGGCCAGAUACUAUGAUGCCAUCUGUGCGAAAAGCAUUUUUAUCUUGGUAUGAAGAACACAAAGAUGAUGAAUUUGAUUUUCAAGCUGAAAUUUUGGCAUAUUGCAGGUGUGUAACUCUUUUAUGAAUUUAU
Messenger RNA from Stegodyphus dumicola, 992 nucleotides. RefSeq lists its product as uncharacterized. Lineage: Eukaryota; Metazoa; Arthropoda; Arachnida; Araneae; Eresidae. The record is from RefSeq and is a predicted model, not a curated record.